AUGGACGCUCAAACCCCAUCCUUCAAGCCCUCCCUCUUCGAGCGAGCCGGCAUCUCGGUCACCCACCUCGUGAACCGCUACGUCCCCUGGCACAAGCUGCCGGGGCUCCUGGGCGCCUUCAACCUGGGCUUCCUCCGCGUCGAGCUGCGCGGGCUGAACCUCUUUGACGGGUACGCCUCGCCCGAGGCUCAGGGCAACGCCGUGACGGACCCGCUCGAGGACCAGCGCUUCCUGGGCGCCCGGCACUCGGACGGCAAGUUCAACUCGCUCGAGAUGCCGCGCAUGGGCUGUGCGGGCAUGCGCUUCGGGCGCAACUUCCCGCGGAGCAAGACGGGGAAGCCCACCGAGGAGGCGCUCUGGACGCCGAACCCUCGCAUGAUCAGCGAGAAGUUCAUGGUGCGCAAGGAGGGCAAGUUUAUACCCGCCACGACGCUGAACUUGCUGGCGGCGGCGUGGAUCCAGUUCCAGACGCAUGAUUGGUUUCAGCAUGAGAAUAGCGACGAGGCGUUCGACAUCCCGCUGCCAGAGGGCGACAAGUGGGGAGGGCACAUGUCACUCCCCAAGACCAAGCCGGACGACGUGCUCGACCCCUCGGACGUCGCGUGCCCCGGCUACAAGAACACCAACACCUCGUGGUGGGACUCGAGCCAGAUCUACGGCUCGAGCGAGGCGGUGACGCAGACCCUGCGCACGACGCACCCGGACGGCAAGCUGCUGCUCACUACUAACGGGCGGGAGCAGUUCCUGCCGCGCGACGACCAGGGCAACCCGCUGACGGGGUUCAACACCAACUGGUGGAUCGGCAUGGAGAUGCUGCACACGCUGUUUGCGCUCGAGCACAACUCGAUCUGCGACGCGCUGCGCGGGGCGUAUCCCGACUGGACUGGAGAUCAAAUCUUUGACAAGGCGCGCCUUAUCAACGCCGCCCUCAUGGCCAAGAUCCACACGGUCGAGUGGACGCCGGCCAUCCUGGCCCACCCGGCGCUGCAGAUCGGCAUGGCCGUCAACUGGUGGGGGCUGGCCGGCGAGAAGCUCACGCGGCUGGUCGGCCGCCUGUCCAAGACGAGCGAGGUCCUCAGCGGCAUCCCGGGUUCCGGCGUCGACCACGACGGCGUGCCCUACUCGCUGACAGAGGAGUUCGUCUCGGUCUACCGCAUGCACUCGCUCGUGCCGGACAACAUCGCCUUCUUCUCGGCCACGACGGGCCAGCACUCGUCGACGGUGCCCACGGUCGACACGACCUUCUCCCGCGCCCAGGAGCCCCUCGACAAGGGCCUCUCGUUCGCCGACGUCUUCUACUCGUUCGGCAUCAACUUCCCCGGCGCCAUCACCAACCACAACUACCCGGACUUCCUGCGGGACCUGCACACCCCCUCGGACGGCCUGCGGCGCGACCUGGCGACGGUGGACAUCCUGCGCGACCGCGAGCGCGGCGUCCCGCGGUACUGCGAGUUCCGGCGCAUGCUCCGCCUGCCCGCGCCCAAGACCUUUGACGAGCUCGUCGGGGGCGCCGGGGUCAACGAUGAGCUCGCGCGGGCGCUGGAGGAGGCUUACGGUGGGGACAUCGAGGCCGUGGAUGCGCUUGUGGGCUCCCACAGCGAGCCGCUGCCCAAGGGGUUCGGGUUCAGCGAGACGGCGUUCCGCAUCUUUGUGCUCAUGGCGUCGCGGAGACUGAAAUCGGACCGGUUCAUCGCGGGCCAGUGGAAUAAAGAAACAUACACGCCGCAGGGUUUCGAGUGGGUGCAGAGCCAGGGGAUGAAGGACGUGCUGGGGAGGCACUUCCCGGAGCUCAGGGAGGUGCUGAAGAAGAGCAAGAAUGUAUUUGCGCCGUGGGAGAUGCUGGAGGGGUCGAGGGGGUAUGACGGGGUUGAGACGAAGAUGCCGGCGGUGGUUAAGGGGAAGAAGAAGUGA
Messenger RNA from Thyridium curvatum, 1911 nucleotides. RefSeq lists its product as uncharacterized. Bases 1 to 1911 code for a protein of 636 amino acids. NCBI's taxonomy places the organism in Eukaryota, Fungi, Ascomycota, Sordariomycetes, Thyridiales, Thyridiaceae. Gene Ontology annotation, molecular function: oxidoreductase activity, acting on single donors with incorporation of molecular oxygen, incorporation of two atoms of oxygen; heme binding; peroxidase activity. The transcript has 3 exons. Gene Ontology annotation, biological process: response to oxidative stress. The record is from RefSeq and is a predicted model, not a curated record.